This is a messenger RNA of Psylliodes chrysocephalus, 429 nucleotides long. NCBI's taxonomy places the organism in Eukaryota, Metazoa, Arthropoda, Insecta, Coleoptera, Chrysomelidae. The record is from the annotation of a GenBank genome assembly.
AUGGCUAGUGUUAAAACUAAAGGUAGCAGCCGUUUCCGUUUUACGGAAGAAUUUGAUAUUCAUCUAGCUCGCGAAGUAAAUGGCCUAAAUCCAUUUGAAGAUUCAAGAAGAUGGGCCACCAUUCAAGUUAAUUUAAUACAAAUAAUAGGAAAGUGCAUUAAUAUUAGAACUAUCCGGGAAAGAAUUCAGAAUUUGGUAAAAAAAUGGUUGGCUAAAUACAAUUUGAUGAAAGGAAGGUCAGGCAUGGAAAUUCAGAUGACUGAACUAGAUGACCUAUUACAACAGAUUUCUGAACUAAUGUCAGAAUUUUCUAACAAAGAAAAGAAAAAUGUUUUGAAUGUACCCAACAAGACAUCAUAUGUUAAGGGGUUUGAGGCUCGGGAGCAGUCAUGUUCUUCCUUUCUAAAUGAACAAAAAGGUAGACUUUAA